CAUCCUGUAUCCCCCACGGCCGCUGGCCCUCCCACAAGAUCGAAUCCCGCCCACCCUCAGCCCAAUGGCGGUGCUCACUACGACAUGGCCGCCCCGCGCCUCCACCGCUUCCUCCUCCGCCGGACCGCCUCCACCACCUCCUCCUCCACCGCAUCCCGAUCGCCGGCCCUCCUGCAGGAUCGGAUCCCACCCACCUCCAGCACAACUCCGACGCUCACCACGCCAUGCCCGCCCCGCGCCUCCACCGCUUUCUCCUCCACCGUGUCGAAUCCUGCUGUCACCUCCAAGCCAGCACCGGUGCUCACUGCGCCCUGGCCACCCCCCUCGCUUGCUCGCGCCACCCGUCCACCAUCGUGCGCUGCCCCACUGUCCGCCAUCUGUUUCAGCCGACCGGCAGCCGCCGGUACGACGUCUCCUGGGCGCUGGGACGCAGACUGGGCGCGGUUCAGUUACUACUGCCCCAGGUCGUCGAGGAACAACACUAUCGGGUUGGGCGCACGCCCUUCCGCUGCUCCAAGCCUCCAAGUGCAGUUCGGACGCAGGCCAUCCGCCCUUUGGCCACCGACGCCGUUGCUCUGCUCUGCCCUUUGGCCACCGGCGAUGUUGCUCUGCUCCACUGCCAUCAUAGUUGGCCAGGAACCCGGUUUUAUCCACGUCUUCCCCAGGUUAACAGAGCCGCAUUUACUUCACUGUCUGACUAAGCUUCUCGAUAUGUAGGUGAUUUAAUCCCGUUAUUCUUCAGUAGUUUUUAGCUUGCUGACACUAACCAAAUGGCCCACGCGCUUAUCUUAUCAGUUAAACUGUUCAACUAAAAAGCACAGAAACCCUUCUGCUGCAAGUCAUUGAUGGACUCUUCACUUCCUCUCCCCACGAUCUCCACAAGCGACCGAUGUAUUCCCAUUUAAAUUGGGUGCUCCACAAGGUUAUUCUCACUCCCAUCAUCUGCUACAUCCCAGUGAACUCCUGCGCCAUUUUAGCCACUACUAUCUGCUGGGACGAAUAAUCUUUCUACUCUCUCCGUUUUUAAAUAUAAGUCUUUUUAGACAUUUCAAAUGGAUCACAACAUACGGAUAUAUGUAGAUAUAUUUUAGAGAGGAGAUUCACUCAUUUUGCUCCGUAUGUAGUCACUUGUUGGAAUCUCUAGAAAAGGCUUAUAUCUGGGAAUGGAGGGAGUACUUGUGUAUUGGUCUACACGGUUUUCUUUCUUGAUAAGCAGUUCGUCUCUCUCUCUCUCUCUCUCUCUCUCUCUCU
Messenger RNA from Triticum urartu, 1251 nucleotides. RefSeq lists its product as uncharacterized. The record is from RefSeq and is a predicted model, not a curated record. Lineage: Eukaryota; Viridiplantae; Streptophyta; Magnoliopsida; Poales; Poaceae.